This is a messenger RNA of Lachancea nothofagi CBS 11611, 1575 nucleotides long. Lineage: Eukaryota; Fungi; Ascomycota; Saccharomycetes; Saccharomycetales; Saccharomycetaceae. The record is from the annotation of a GenBank genome assembly.
AUGCCUCAAAGCACCAGCUCAACCCUAAGCACAGUUCGAUAUAGCGAAAAGUCUGUGAAAUCGCAAUUUGCACCGCCAGAGAUGAGCGGCUUGAAUAUGAGAAACGCGACGCAAGCAGUACUUGAUGAUCAGCAUAAUGAAGCAAUACGCAAUAAUGACAAAGAGAACGAAGUAAGCGAACAGACAGAGUGUUUCGAAAAAGACGAUGGGCUGUACGCCAAGGACGAGUACUUGGAUCCACCACCGGACGGCGGUUACGGCUGGGUGUGCUGCGUGUGCGUUGCGAUGAUGAACUUUGCCACUUGGGGCCCCAACACCUGUUACGGGAUAUUCCUAUCAUAUUUUCUGUCGUCCAACUACUUCCCAGGGGCAACGCCGACAGAUUUCGCUAUCAUUGGAGGCAUUGUGAUUUGUCUCACUUUGAUGAUCUUACCGGCAGUUUCUGCGUGCAUGAGCAUAUUCGGCUAUAAGCCCACUCUUGCAUUCGCAAUUGUCCUAGAAGUGGUUGCAUUUGUUUCGAGCUCGUUUGCUCGCUCUGUAGGCGUACUAUAUGUCACCUACGGUGUACUACUUGGUAUUUCCUUCGGAAUUAUAUUCGGCUCUAACACCAUAGUUAUACCUAGCUGGUUUUUGAAAAAGAGAGCUCUCGCGAACGGGCUCGGUCAUGUAGGCGUUGGUCUUGGCGGCUUAGUUUUUUCUUUCGCGGUACACGCCAUGAUCGAACGCACUGGAGACCACAGAUGGGCCAUGCGCAUGUUGGCAGCAUGCACAUUCUUGAUUAAUGCGGUGUCUAUGUGCUUUAUCAAAGUACGGGAGCCUGCUAGCGGCCAACAAGAGAAGAAAAGCGCCAUGGAAAUCCUGAAGAAGUCGUUUGAUAAAUCAGUUCUUAAGAUUACACCACUACAUUACUGUGCGCUUUGGUCAUCUUUUUGCACAAUUGGAUAUGUGAUCCUGAUGUUUUCUAUCGCAAACUACGCCACAUCUAUUGGUAUGACUGCACAGCAAGCGACGGUUGCUCUGGCAGUAUUCAAUGGAUCGCAAGCGAUAGGAAGACCCUUCAUGGGCUGGUUUGCUGAAGUGAUUGGACGGAGCAACGCCACAAUCAUUAUUAUGGCUUAUGAUUUAGUACUUCUUUUACCUUACUGGUUUACAAUCACUAAAUUCAGUGAAUUGGUACCGUUUUGCUUCUUGCUUGGCUUUGGUGCUGGCGUAGGGUCUGUUAACAUUGUACCGCUGGUAUCUGACGUCGUAGGCAUACAAAAAUUUCCGGCUGGUAUUGGGUACGGUAUGUUCGGCAACGGUAUUGGUGCGCUUUUCGCAGAAGUCGUCGCGCUACGAUUGAGAAGUCCGUCAUCCCCCAGACCCUACUUGCGCUGUCAAAUCUUUGUUGUCUGUAUGUUUUUCGCAGGUCUUCUGUGCCUGUUCCCAUACCGAGAAUUGAAGAUGAGGAGAAUUCUCACCGCGAAGUCUAAUAACACAAAUAUCGAAGAGGGGUUAAGAAACCACUACAAAGACUUAAUGCGGCCUACAUGGAGCAACUACAUUAGGCGAAUGUUUUUGAUUGCCGAGGCCUAA